Messenger RNA from Salvelinus fontinalis (brook trout), 1035 nucleotides. Its product is annotated as olfactory receptor class A-like protein 1. The record is from RefSeq and is a predicted model, not a curated record. Lineage: Eukaryota; Metazoa; Chordata; Actinopteri; Salmoniformes; Salmonidae. Gene Ontology annotation, biological process: G protein-coupled receptor signaling pathway. Gene Ontology annotation, molecular function: pheromone receptor activity. Bases 1 to 1035 code for a protein of 344 amino acids. Gene Ontology annotation, cellular component: membrane. The transcript is spliced from 2 exons.
AUGGGGACUUUGGUCUGGUUUACAAACAGACUUGUGAUCUACAGACUCCAACUGCAUCAUAAAGCAUACCCCUCAGCCAUGAAAUCAGAGGAGGUGGUCCGGGGAAUGCUGUACCUGUCUCUCACUGUGGUUGGAGUUCCGGGAAACACUGCUGUCAUCGUGGCAUUCCUCCUGGCACUGUACCAGGAGCAUCAGCUUCUUCCUGCUGACGCCAUUGUGCUGCACCUGGCCUGUGCCAACCUGCUGGUAGUAGGCGUGCGCUGCCUGCUGGAGACCCUGGCCACCUUCCGCCUGGUCAACAUCUUCGGGGACACGGGCUGCCAGGGGGUGAUCUUUGUCUACCGUACGUCUCGCUCCCUCUCCAUCUGGCUCACCUUUGUGCUGAGUGCCUACCAGUGCCUGAGCAUCGCUACUCCCGGCUCCUGCUGGGCCUCCAUCCGUGUCCUGGUGGCUCGCUACCUGGCAGUGAUCUUCCUCACCCUUUGGGUCAUCAAUACCUCCAUGAGCUCGGCAGCCAUAGCCUUCUCCCUGGGCUCCCGGAAUGACUCGGUCAACAUGCAGCACAGCAUUAAUGUUCAAUUCUGCUAUGUUCGCUUUCCUACUAUGCAGUCCAAACAGGUGAACGGGGCUGUCCAGGUAGGGAGGGACGUGGUACCUAUGGGCAUGAUGACCCUGGCCAGUCUGGUCAUCCUUGUGUUCCUGUACCGCUACAGCCAGCAGGUGAAGGGACUCCGCAGCAGCUCUGGGGCCAGCGGUGGGGCAGAGCGGCGGGCGGCUAAGGCUGUAGUGGCCUUGGUGACCCUGUAUGUGGUCCUCUAUGGGGUGGAUAAUGGACUGUGGGUAUACACCCUCACCGUGAGGAAGACCAUGAGCUCCUCACUGAUCUCAGACCUGCGCAUAUUCUUCUCGUCGCUGUAUGCAGCGCUCAGCCCCCUGGUGAUCAUAGCCACCAACAGGAAGGUGAACAGCAGGCUGAGGUGUGUGGUGCAGGAGAGGCCCGUUCAGGACAAAGCCACUACACUAUCUACUGUGUGA